Molecule: messenger RNA, 3872 nt
Organism: [Torrubiella] hemipterigena
Lineage: Eukaryota; Fungi; Ascomycota; Sordariomycetes; Hypocreales; Clavicipitaceae
Source: the annotation of a GenBank genome assembly
UUCGGAGAUGGCUUUUCAGAGUAUCGGACAAGACUAUGGAGUCAGAUUAGUAUUACUGCAUGUCUUAAAAUAAAAAAAAACAGUUUAAUGAUUUCAAGGAAACCUAGUAUUCAAUUUUACAGUCUUCAGGCUUCAUUUUAUUCAUUAUAUCUGUCGGGCCCUACAGCUAACUACACUCUACUUCAACAAAGACCAUAACCUAGUACUAGAGACAACAGAUAGUGGCAUAGUGUCCACGCCUUUACUUAUUUCCCCGCAUAGCUGCAAUUGUAAAUAAAAUUGUGCAAUAUUGACGUUGUUUUUUUAAUUGCAAAUAGUCAAAUCUAUAUAUACUGUCUUUUCACAUCUGCGACUAUUCGGGCGACUGUAGGAAACCCCAAGGGCUCGAAUUCUGGGCGGCUGCUUUGUCACUUACAAAAUGACAACAGCUCCAAUCAGAGCAAAGAAUGCGCUACCAAUGACGGUACCAGUUGUUGAGCCAGCCAUGGGCCAUGCUUUGAGUCCAGCGGCAGCAUUUUUGGAUCCUGUGGUGCUUGCGGCUGGUGUCGUUCCAGUCGAGGAGGUUCCAUUGUUUCCAGACGUCUUGGAGCCACCGAGAAGGCCAGUAAGCUCGGAGUCAGAGGUGAAAGAGAUUUGUACGGAACUGGCAUUCUUGCAUGAAUCGGGAGGAGCUUCUGAACCCUUGACAAAGUUGGCGGCAACGCACUAGCGAAUUGUUAACAUUAUAUGUCAAUCGUUGAAAAAUAUGCUUACUUGGAAUAAUAGACCAUCGACGGCCUUGGAUACAACACUCACGACGCCUUUCUUACCGACCCAACUGGAAGGAAUCUUGACCUGAGGAUUGCAGUACGCUCCCAAUCCGCUCUGCUGGACAAUAGGAUAGAUCUCCUCCCAGCCACUCUGGGCGGUGGCGUCAGUUGUUGCGCGGAAGAGCCACGAGCUUUGAGGAUGUGUGAGCUUGAGAGCAAUGGCCUCUCCGUCAACAUGAAAAUCAACCAGGUCCUUGGUCAAGUCUGGAACGACACCACCACAAGGACCUGUACCCUCAUUCUUUUCCUCGCUGGCGAUAGGCUUGGGGUAAACAAUCUCAAAAUGAGCGGAAGCAAGACCGCAGAGCGCGGUAAGGGCAAGGAUGGAUCGCAUUUUGUAAAGUUGUGUGCUGCUGAAUGGAUUGAUGGCAGAGGUGAGACGGGGUUGUGUAAAUGACGACACAGAGAAAGGGCAGGCCCAUCUAUUUAUUGGAGAAGCAGCUUAAUACCAAAGCUUUGGAACCUCGCUAAUGGGUCUGUCUGGCUGCACUGAGCAAGAUGUUGCGGCACUCGGCACCUGAAUUUGGUGGCGUACGGCUGGCACGCAGCGCAUCACAACAUUGGCAAUCUAAUUCCGUCUCUAUUGCUUGCCAUACCGAAUGCCGCAUCAAAGUCAAAUCAAUUUUAAGUAGAGUAUUUCCCAAUUCUUAUUUUCUGCAAAGGCUCUAUUUUUUAUUUCUUGCCAAUUUGGCACUGCCAACCAGCUGUCAACUCUUGCGCACCAGUUGCCAACUGCAAGCCCGGCCGCCACGCCACACCAAGAUGUUAGUUGCGCCGGUUUGAGCAAGUUUUCUGAUACGGGCGCUGACCAUUCUUCCGGUCCCCGCAAUGCGCUAAGAGGUGUCAAAAGGCAUAGCUAACGGUCGUACAAGAGCGAAUUCUUCAAACAAAUAUUUCAAACAGACUCAUCAGCUGCAACACGGCUGGAUGUUGCCGACUUUGCCGUGUUAGGAUUCUCUGUCAACCUUUGCGCCGGUAAAGGAAGCACAGCACAUCUGAAAAUAACCCUCCUAGAGAAGAUAAUAGACCGGCUACACUAUAUUGCUGUGUCCGCUGUCGUUGAGAAUAUUCCAACCCCAAUCGCAUCGUUUUUAUCGCCGUCUCUUAGGGCAUCACCUCGACCACCAGCACUCUAACCAGCGAUACAUUGCGAGAAUCCCAACAUCAGAGGUUCUCAACACCUCCUAUAUACAAAAUGGAUAUGGAUAUGGGACACAUGCAUAACAUGGGCGUUGGCUCUGAUGUAAACCAUGCCUUUGCCCAAGAUUACUGGUAUAUUGCGUGCAGUGUUCUUGGUCUACUGACCGCUAUUCACGCGGUGAAUCAAUACGGAAAUUACUCUAGACUUCGAUCAUGUUCGAAUCCGGCAGCAUCUCAACCAACUGUUCCGAACGGCCGCUUCACACAAGCCUGGGCCACGGCGACGGCCAUAAUCCGCGAAAUCAAACACCCGCAGUACUAUGUUUCCUUAAAUGGAUUUAAAUGGGCGACACCACCACCUCUUGGACGAAUUUUGACCUUAUUUUGUUAUUGGGCAGUCAUCGUAUAUUUUAUGUCAUGGAACGUCAGCAUAAAGGACGCGCUCUAUUGGGAGCGCAUUGGUUUCCGCAAUGCUUGGGUCAGCAUAUGCCAACUUCCGAUGAUAUAUUUGCUUGCAAUGAAGUUUAAUCCGGUAGGAUACUUGAUUGGAAGCAGCCAUGAGAGAUUGAACUGGCUUCAUCGCUGGGUCAGCCGCACCAUGUUCAUCACUGCCACUGUGCAUGGAUGGCACUUUUGGACGGAGUGGGUGCUUGCUGAUUUUGUCGAGUAUGAGUUACAAAUCAUGCCUCUUGUUAAAUACGGUCUAGCUGCAUGGGGAGUACUUUUGUGGACGGUGGUUGUUGGAUUUCUACCCCUUCGACGUCUGUCCUAUGAGAUCUGGCUAGUCCAACACAUCGUAUCUGCCGUUGUUAUGCUUUGGCUCUUGUAUGAACACAUCCCACAAGAGGCAAGGUAUUUACUUUGGAUGUCGGUUGCCAUGUUGGUGGCAGAUCGUCUUGCAAGAUGGGUUAACCUUGCUUUCCAAAACAUCAGACUCAAGGCUGCAGAAUCAACCUGUAUGCGCAGGCAACUCCUGGGCCACAGCGUUUCUGCCCAAUCCAUUGCCCCCAGUACCACCAUAUUGACUGUCAAAGAUGUACACUUUAGAUGGAAGCCUGGUCAACACGUCUAUCUCUGGAUCCCCAGGCUUGGGCCUUUUGAAGCCCAUCCUUACACCAUUGCUUGUGCCCGCCAGAUUGAUAGCGAAUGUUGCUGCCACAGCAUCCAAUUCAUUGUUCGCACCCACGGCGGAUUUUCAAAGUGCAUAAACGCAUACGCUACAGCAAAUCCGGAAAAGCCGUUGACAGGGUUUCUAUCUGGACCUUAUGGUACGCCCGCAAACUGGGACGCCUAUGAAACUCUUGUGCUCAUUGGCGCAUCUACGGGAGCAAGUUUUACGAUUCCAAUCUUGGAGGCAGUAGUGCGAAAGACUAAAUCCAAAACUUGUGUAAGGCGUAUUGAUGUGGUUAUACUUGCGAAAACAUCCGAAGAAGUGCGAUACUAUGCCGAGCGUGGCCAAGGUGCCGCCCGAGAAGCUCUCACAAACGGAAUCGACGUUAGAAUACACAUUGCGAUUACAGGGAUGAAUCGAUCUGAGAGCAGCACGCCUUUAGUAAGACACAAGCGUGUGCUGUCUUCCGAUUCCUGCUGCUGCGCAGUUGUGGAAGAUGAUUCUUCUGGUGGUGAUGAAAAGGAGAUGGCCACCGAGCAACUGAGCAGCGGUGAGGACAGCGACACGACAGUCCAUGAAUACAAUAACCGACCAGAUAUCAUGGCUCUCAUCCGAGAUCCCGUUGAGGCAGCCUGGGGUGAAACUGCUGUGGUAGUUUGCGGUGGUAGAGAGAUUGUAGCGGCAACGAGAAAUUGUGUAAGCCGCUUGAGCGACGAGCGAGCAGCGCACAAGGGCACAGGCGCACAGGGGAUUUACCUGCAUGUAGAAGAGUAUUCGUUUUAGACAGUUUGAAUCCCAGCAUUUUCUACUCU